Molecule: messenger RNA, 1665 nt
Organism: Ophidiomyces ophidiicola
Lineage: Eukaryota; Fungi; Ascomycota; Eurotiomycetes; Onygenales; Onygenaceae
Gene: YOX1
Product: Homeobox protein yox1
Exons: 3
Coding region: 1-1665 (554 amino acids)
Biological process (GO): regulation of transcription by RNA polymerase II; cell differentiation
Molecular function (GO): RNA polymerase II cis-regulatory region sequence-specific DNA binding; DNA-binding transcription factor activity, RNA polymerase II-specific
Source: RefSeq, a predicted model, not a curated record
AUGAGUGAUCCCGACCCGACAUGCACACGUAGCGAGCCCGCUUCAAACGCCACAGACCGGAGUUCUCCCCCAAAGGGCACGUUUCUCAUUCAUUCUAAUAAAACAUUCAGCCUGGGCCGACCGCCGAAAAUCGACAACAGAAUCCUAGGCAGGCAAAGGCGCCGGAGGACCAGCCCUGAAGACCACGCGAUUCUUGAAGCGGAGUACCAAAGAAAUCCGAAGCCGGAUAAGGCCACGAGAUCAAGCAUCGUUAGUAGGGUCACUCUGGGUGAAAAAGAGGUGCAGAUCUGGUUUCAGAACCGCCGGCAAAACGACCGACGAAGGUCUAAGCCUCUUCCACUCCAUGAGCCAACAUCGUCAAGCACAGCUGGUGGUGGCUGCCAAAAGAACUCGUCAGAUGGAAGAAACGCCGCCUUACUGCUCUCCGAAACCAGCAAUGGUACGCAUAGCGACGACGUAAUACAGACAAGAACUGUGACCAGCUCCUUCUCUGACAUCUCGUUGGCGGGCGAAGAAGAGAACCCAUCGUUUCAGGCUACUAGCUCGCAAUCAUCAGAUGGUUCUUCGCACACCGAUAAGUUUGGAAGUAUCGAUGUCAAAGACGAAAGUCCGGCUUUAUCUGGAUCACCAGCACGAAAUACAGAUUCCGUGCCAGCUCAUUUUUCUGGAGGAAAACGAAAAUGGGACGAAUUUGAUAUCCGUGAAGUAGUAGAAGACAAAUAUGCAAGGAGGUCAUUGCCAUCCAAAUUGGCAACACCACCUUCUCUUCGAAUAUCAUUAUCCUUUGACGGUGAGGCACUGGUUAGAAAAGAUGGCGAGAAGACACCGUCACCACCGAAGCCCCGGGAUUCCGUUCGGAUUUCUUUCUCAGCCGAUGGUGAAGCCGUUGUCAGAACCGCAAACGAACCAUCUCCGGCAAAACAUUUGUCUGUACAGUCACAACAGACUCGAUUCGGAAGUCUCCGGCGCUGCGCUAGUGCAGUAUCCUUUCCCGCAAUGCGAAGCAAAGCUGGUACCAAGGACACGAAGAGAUUCGGGAGGUCUCGUGAUGCCCGUAUGUGGGAGUCAUAUUGCGAUAAUGAUGCACGAACUGCGAUGCCCACUGCAAGGAAUCCAAAAUUGGAAUCGAGCGCACGUUUGAUUGAAAGACUUGAGAAUUCGAAACAAACUGGGGCCAGACAACUGCUGCAGGGCAACGGCUCACAACAAGCUCCGAAGCGAAAGAAAUUGGCCCGAGCAAUGUCGUCUUUGGCUCGACUAGAGACAGGUGGUGUACAGGACCCAGCAGUGAAGAAAGAGGAAUUUGGUGCGUUCUGCCUGAAAAACCAACAUGGUGAUUCAGACAAGGAAAACUGGAUCCCAGGCACACAAAUUUCCAGUGUGCGAAAUAGAUCUUCACAGAAUCAGCCAUCUCGGACUCGCAACUGUCGGGUCCUAGGCCAGUCGAGUAGACAGCUUGAAGCCGGUGGAACUCCCAGCUCUCGUUUCAAGCGAACCAGAACCACCAAGUCGGGCUUGGAGGACUGGACAGAACAGAAUCCAACUACACUUGCUGAAGAUGGGGAGGACGUGUCCAGCUUUGUGGAAGCCGCCGGGUCAAACCCGGAAGAAGACUUCGACUGCGUUCAAGGUCUGUUGUCUCUAAGUCAGGGCGCUUGGCGUUGA